UGUGUGUGUGUGUGCAGGUCUGCUCAUGCGCCCAUGAAGAGAUGCUGCUGCUGCUGCUGCUGAUCAGAGGUGUGUGCGCUGCGGCGGGCUUAUUUACACCCGUUCAGUCACACUGCAUCAUAGAAAAGCUCUGGCGCUCCUUAGGAAAUGGACUUUCUAAAGGGAUUAAUGUGUGUCUGCGGUGAUACAUCUCAAGCUCUAAAUUUGCAUCAUCAGUCCCACAAGCUGUUCCUCCAAACAGUGUGGAAAGGAUUUACACAGCCACAUUACUGAAGAGGAUUCUAUGACUUAUGCUACAUCCACAUUUUAACUGCGUGUCAGAGAUGCUCCCUUCCAUAAAGUGUUGCAUUAGGUGGGCCGUCUGCUUGUCCUUUAUUCUCGCACUGAUCCCCAGGUCCAGAGGAUCGAUGCUGAAUUGUCACAAAAUGUGCAUAUGCGCCAGCAACAUUGUCAGCUGCUCCAAGAUGAACUUGACGAUGGUUCCGUCCGAGCUGCCCAACUACACAGCUGUGCUUGACAUUAGUUUUAAUGAGAUAACCGGACUGCGCGCACAAUGGACCAAGCACAAACUUCCCAACCUCCACAACCUCUUGCUCAGCCACAACGGUUUGUCAUUCAUCUCUUCUGAAGCAUUCGUUUUUGUAAAGCAAUUGCGCUACUUGGAUCUGUCAUCGAAUAAACUGCGACAGCUGGACGAGUUCAUUUUUGAGCCACUGAUAGAUCUGGAGGUUCUGCUGCUCUACAACAACCAGAUCUCGCAGAUCGACCGCACAGCCUUCUCGGGCCUCAGUGGCCUGCAGAAGCUCUACCUGAGCCAGAACCAGGUGUCCCGCUUCCCCCUGGAGCUCGUCAAGGACAAGAGCCGACUGGACAAGCUGAGCCUGUUGGACUUGUCUUCCAAUCGGAUCAAAGUUCUCCCCAUUCAAGACCUCCAGGCGCUGCCGGCCUGGAUCAAGAACGGGCUGUACUUCCACAACAACACCCUCAUCUGCGACUGCGAGCUGUACAGUUUGAUGGCUCAUUGGUAUAUCCGACGGCUCAAUUCAGCGGUGGACUUCAAGGACGAACACACCUGCGUGCAUCCCAGCCCAGAUAAGCGGGUGCUGCGUUUGUACGAUCUCAACACUCAUAUGAACUGCAGCACGUUUAAAGAAACCGACCAAGAGGCUUAUUUGGAGCAGACGCUCACCCUCAGCUGUGAUACCAAACAGCGAAAAAUGUCCAAGACCUGGAUGCUACCUGGAAACAUAUUGGUGCCUCCUGACAGUAACCAGAGCGAUACAAAUAACAAGGUUGUCAAAAAUGGCAGCCUUGAGAUAAAAUCGAUACGACCUGAGGACUCAGGUGUGUACACUUGCUUUGCCGUGAGUGAAUACCUUAACGAAACGCUCUAUGUGGUGGUCAAAGUCCACAACUUCACCCUCAACGGCAAUGGCGAGACCCUCAACACCGCGUACACCACUCUGGUGGGCUGCUUGGCUAGCGUGGUCCUGGUUCUUAUCUAUCUGUACCUGACACCCUGUCGCUGCUUCUGCUGUCCAGACCAGGGCAAAAAGAACCAGCAUGAAGACAGCAUCCACUCCUCCAUGCUCAGCGCCACCCCGACGCACGAGGAUAUGGCAACCAAAGCAGAGCUCAACAGGCACGUGGCCUUCAUAGACCCCAAGGACCUGCAGGGACAGAACGGAAAGGUGAAUCCUAACGGAGAGGAAGAAGUGGAUGAGGAGGCCAUGCAGGGAAAAGGAAAGCGGAAGAAAUCGGUGGCAGACUCGAUUAGUUCGGUCUUUUCUGAUACUCCCAUUGUAGUCUGAGGGAGGAUGUGUCUUUUUGGCUAGAGACAGUUCUUUGUUGUGGCUUUCCUGGACUAAGAGACUAAAGUACACAGUUUGCCAUCCUCAAUGUUUGGCUGUUUCUGCAAAACCUUUCCAGCAUUUUAAUCUGUAGCACUUAAGUAUAUACUGUGAAAAGGUCUUGCCAUAUUAGUGGAAUCUAAACUUGGAGUGUUUAGAUGUUCCUGUGAGUUUAAACCCACAAAGUGUGACUAGAGGUAGUCUGGGUAAACAACAAAUGCAAUUUGCGAUUUCUCAAUGAUCAAGCUAGAAAGCUAUAGGUUGAGAGACAUUAGAACAUUAAUACAUCCUCUAUAUAAUCACAUCAUAAGCAUGAGCUUUGCUGACUGCUAAUGUUAAGAAGAAUAUAGCAUAGAAUGAAACCCUUGUAGCUAAUCAUAUUUACCACAAUUUAUGCUAACUGACCAACCUUACCACUUUAUGUAAAGCCAUAUGCAGUUGGUCAUUACAGGAGAAAGCAAUGCACUAUAGCAUUUGAGGACAGUUACAAGAAAAUGAUGGAAAAGCAUUAGUUGUUUUGAAACAUUUACUGUACAUGAAACAUCCUCCACCUAUGAAAAAAAAAAAAAAAAACAUAUCCUGGUUAAACUCGAUUGGCUCUUUGAAUCUAGACUCUUUCAGUCCAAUUUCAUUAGCAAUUUUAGAAGUUUAAAUGUUGGAUACCAAUACAAAACUUCCAUCUAUAUGAAACUAUAUUUAAAUACAGCCAUUUGGGAAUGCAUUAACCCUCGCAUAAAAAAUGCAGAACGUGUGCAUUUUCAGCCGCUUGAGCUCAUCUGUCAUGACAACCAGGGAGUGACAUAUAACCGAAAUGCUAAUGCAAUCUUUUAAUAGAAUGACGUGUCCCAUCUGCUUGCAUUCUCAUCUCUAAAGCUAGGAUGAUUUAAGCCUGGAUUCAGCAGCCAAAACGGUUUCGGACACUCAGACCUCUUCUCACUCUCCGUUCAUUUGCACUUGUGGUGGUUGGAGUCAGUGAUGACUCAUCCAUUGUCAGAAUGGAUGUCAUUUUUUUAAGCCCUUGAAGCGCCGAUGUAAUAAAAAGCCAAAGGCUGAGGGAAUUUUUAAUUAUUAUUUUUUUAGCUCAAACCAUUAUCAUUUUCUGAAUGAAUUAAAAAUCAAGUUAGAAGUUUGAACUCAGGUCAAAACGCAGUGAUUAGCUGAAUGUUCUGAGAUUCUAAAUUAUUACUACAGGCAUACUGCAAUGAUCUUUCAAAGACCAAUAUUAUAUUUGCAUAUACAAUGCCAUAGGAAUCUAAAGAGACUGCUAUGAAUCAUAAUGUAAUGCGUUAUUUGGCUGUGCUCAAGGUAGAUGACUAGAUGCAUUCCAACCAGAUUUUAAUUACAACGUUAUUGGUGGACUCGAAAGGCAUGAUAGGACUGUUCUAGAACGCCAGUCAAUGAUGUUAGAGAACCAGGUGUGGAUUUAGAACGUUCCAGCGCAGCGCACACAGUCUCUAGAACCCUUAAUUCUGGGAAUGCCACUUCCAUUCUUGUGUUCCUGGAAAGAAAUCGGACACAUGUCACGUGUUAACCAUAACCACAUAUUUAUAACAGGGUCUGGUUGGGAUCAGCGGGAGCAAUCUUAGUUUCCUCCGACCUCUUUCCCUAGUAACAUCGUAAUUACAUCCUGUUUUGCGAGCGAGGGAGUGGGUGAAGCUAUUAAAUGUUUGAUAGGUGGAUGAACUCACAAACAGUAUUAUCUCAGGGAGAGGGAAUGACAGAUAAUAGCAGCUAUGGCAGACUGCAGUCAUGGGCAGUUACGGUCUCUUACACGUUUCUCCAGCUGCAAUCCAAAAUUAGUGUGGAGGGGAGGGAAAGGCCUUACCAUCACGAGCGCUGUGGGAGGAGGCCUGAGAUCUCUGCGGUCUGUUCGCAAAGAGACAGAAAAGCCAAGUGCUCCCCCUAAAACCACAUCCAGCAGCUUUUCACCUCUGUCGUGUGUGUUCUUCUGAACUGUGUGUCCUUGGCUAUUUCGCUAUGAGCAGAGUUCCACUGUUCAUUACUCAGCAUUUGACAGUACAUCUGUGCUUUUGUAUGUGCAAACAGUGUUUGUUUUUACAGUGUUUAUGAGAUCGUGUCAUUUUAGGUAGCUUUUUUCCACUUGAGGUUCCAAAGAGACUCAAUUAAUUCCUUGUUCUUUCUGUGUAUUGUUCCUAUACAGUUGUCUAGAUUCCACUUGUGACUAUAGGAUAUUGGUAAACCUAUUUUAAUGACACUGACUGUAAAGGUCUUUCUCUGUCAUGUAUUUUGAAAUUUGAUCAUCUAUUUGUCUAUUAUAUGUUGUUAUAUAGGCACAGAAAUUGAGAUUUUUUAAUGUCAGUAAAUUAAAUCUCAAGAAGCAUCACAGACUGCAUCAAAGCACCAAAACUGUUGCAUUAAUUAGAAAUUUCAACAUGAAUCACUGUUCGCAGCCCGUUUUCCUUUUGUAAUCAGAAAAGUGGGGCAGAAAAUUUAUUGAAUUGUGAAAAGUAGCGUUAUAAACCAGAAUGGAGCCAGACCGAAUGCAAGUUUGAUGAAUAAAAUGCCUGAAUAGCUCUGGCUAUUGGUUAACGUCCAAAAAAAAUGCAAGUCAUUCUGAUUAAUAUGCUAAAGACAAACUGUUUUUUCCUUGAAAUAACUGAAGAAUUGUUCAUAAUAAAUCUAAUAAAUAAGUAAAUAGGGUGAAUUUUGAUUACAUGUUGACUUGAAGCCUCUCAGAAUGUCAAAAUAGCUCAUUUUAGAAGCACUUGUGCAAAUGUUAAGUCUCAAAACUGUCCUAUAUUAGCUUUAGUAUCAGGUUAUAGGCCCGUUCACACCAAGGACGAUAACUAUAAUAGUAACUACAAAGCUGUAAUAAUCACUCUAUUUCUUUACGAAUAGUGGAGUCCAAACCACAACUUUAACUAUAAGGGCAACUAUAUGGUUGGAAUUACUUUCACAAUUUUUUUUUUCCAGCUGACGAACAAUAAAAAAAUAAAUAAAAAAUAAAAUCAGAAUCCACACAACUUUAAGAAACUUGAGCAUUUAAAGUGGCAAAUUACAUAAUUGCAGCUACAGUACAUUAAACAAUGUUUUGUUGAAGUGGUUUUGUUGGACAUGGAAUAAAUUUAUCGUUACAGUUAUCCUUUUUGAUAUGAACGGCCUUAAAAACAUGGUGCUAGAGAUACGUGGUACUAGAGACUAGAUCAAGUCCCUUCUGUUCUUUACUAACAUUUAGACGUUUACAUUUAAACUCUAAAUUAACAAAAUUCAAAACAAGUAACAAUAUCAACAGCAUUUGAUAGUUAGUCUAGUCUAUUAAUUCUAGAUUUGAGUACAUAAAAUACAGAAAAAGUAGACUAACACAAAUCUACCAGAAUCUCAGAAAUGUAGACAUAUCUGUACCAAUUCUUAGUAAGCAAGCAUCCUGAUAUACAUGCAUACUGCUGAACAAACUGUGUGAACCCUAAUUGGUUUGAGAUCUAAAGUCUCAGCCAUCAUUGCUAGUCUCUGAAAGCGAGAAUAUAAAUAUUGUCAGGUCCAGUAUUAGAGCUAGAGGCCUUACUGUAAAAGCUUAUUUAGUCUGAAUGUCAAAAAUGAGACUGAUGAGCGCCGGGUGGCGUAGAUCCCUAUCCUAGAGUGAAAUGGACUGCUUGAGGAUAAUCCAGAAACUGAUUCUGGACCAGCAGACCUCCCACAUGGAAGUUUAUCUAUGAGAAGUAUCAUUUAUCAAUAAAAUAAAAGCGAAUAAAAAAAAAUGAAAUGGACUGUUUUUCCUGUUUUUAUGCUUCCCGUCUAGUCAUAUAGACAUUUAGCAGACACUAUUUAUCUGAAGCAACCUCUAUUAGGAACCAUAAGUUUCCACAAUAACCACAUUAUUAUAUACAGAAUCUUUGACAUGAGCACUUAUUACAUGCUUGAAUUGCAUACUUGCCCCAAGAGAUAAGAUGAAAUUAUUUUGUGUUAAAUUGACAGUGUACCACAAAUACUGAUUUUUAUUUAAACCAAAAUAGUAAAGCUGCACUCACUAGGUCAUUUCUACAAUGACAUCUGUAAACUAAGCUUUGCAGCAUCUACGACCAUUAUUCAUCCAGCGC
Molecule: messenger RNA, 5905 nt
Organism: Onychostoma macrolepis
Lineage: Eukaryota; Metazoa; Chordata; Actinopteri; Cypriniformes; Cyprinidae
Gene: amigo1
Product: adhesion molecule with Ig-like domain 1
Exons: 2
Coding region: 291-1811 (506 amino acids)
Biological process (GO): brain development
Molecular function (GO): protein binding
Source: RefSeq, a predicted model, not a curated record